Molecule: messenger RNA, 4106 nt
Organism: Phlebotomus argentipes
Lineage: Eukaryota; Metazoa; Arthropoda; Insecta; Diptera; Psychodidae
Gene: dco
Product: discs overgrown protein kinase
Exons: 7
Coding region: 359-1438 (359 amino acids)
Biological process (GO): peptidyl-serine phosphorylation; signal transduction; endocytosis
Cellular component (GO): cytoplasm; nucleus
Molecular function (GO): protein serine/threonine kinase activity; ATP binding
Source: RefSeq, a predicted model, not a curated record
UGGCUGACAGGCGUUGCGCGUGUGUGCGUGCGUGUGUGUUUCUCGAAAAUGGUGGAUGAGCAAUUGUGAAAUUGACAAGUGGACUUUUGGCUGGAUUUUUGCACAGUAGAAGACAUCUGAAAUAGCGGAAAAGUGCAUAAAACAACCAAGUGGAGUAUGUUAAUCACGUUAUGAUAGUUGGCCAUGCGAUAUAUGCCCAUGCUUGAGCGGAAUUUGUGCAUUUUCUCGGGGCUGUGCGCUGAGCAGAUUGUUUGAGAGGCAUUGUUCGACUGCCCAAACCAAAAAACCAACCUGACAUCUUGGAAAAUCCACACAACAAAAGAGAAGGACUUGUCCAGCAUCGCAGUUUCUCGCGGAAAUGGAGCUCAGAGUGGGCAACAAGUAUCGCCUGGGACGGAAGAUCGGCUCGGGAUCCUUUGGGGACAUCUAUUUAGGCACGACGAUCUCAACGGGCGAGGAAGUGGCCAUCAAGCUAGAAUGCAUCCGCACGAAGCACCCGCAACUGCACAUAGAGAGCAAAUUCUACAGAAUCAUGCAAGGCGGAGUUGGCAUACCGCGGAUUAAAUGGUGUGGCUCCGAGGGCGAUUACAACGUGAUGGUGAUGGAACUUUUGGGACCAUCGCUUGAGGAUCUCUUCAAUUUCUGCUCGCGGAGAUUCACUCUGAAGACGGUUCUGUUGCUCGCUGAUCAAAUGAUAUCGCGCAUUGAUUACAUCCACUCGAGGGACUUCAUUCAUCGUGACAUCAAGCCGGACAACUUCCUCAUGGGCCUGGGCAAGAAGGGUAACUUAGUGUAUAUCAUCGAUUUUGGCUUGGCAAAGAAGUACCGUGACACACGUACACAGCGACAUAUACCGUACAGAGAGAACAAGAAUUUGACUGGAACUGCCCGCUAUGCGUCGAUAAAUACGCAUUUGGGCAUCGAGCAGUCGAGGCGCGAUGAUCUGGAGUCGCUGGGAUAUGUUCUCAUGUACUUCAACUUGGGUACAUUGCCGUGGCAGGGACUGAAGGCGGCCAACAAGCGACAGAAGUACGAGAGGAUUUCGGAGAAGAAGCUCUCGACGCCAAUUGAGGAAUUGUGCAAGGGAUUCCCUGCUGAAUUUCCCACCUAUCUCACAUACUGCCGACAAUUGCACUUUGAACAGAGGCCCGACUAUUGCUAUCUGCGGAAACUCUUUAGGACACUAUUCCAUAGGCAAGGAUUCACCUAUGAUUACGUCUUCGAUUGGAACAUGCUGAAGUUUGGCGGCUCACGCAGCACGGCCGGGCCCAAUGAGGAGAUCGAGGGCGGCGGCGGCGGAGCGAAACGCACCCAAAUGACCACCAACACAAUGGAGGAGCCGACAAAUUCCUCGCGACCAUAUGACACGCCCGAACGGAGAUCGUCGAUACGUAUUCGUGGGCAGAGUGUCGUGAAUGACAUGCGGAAUGUGAAAUAGUUUUCGUAAGGAAUACAAAAGGAAGGCACUGAGGGAAAAAUCAGAGAGGAUGCAUAAUUACUAAACGCGAGGGAUGAUAAGGAAAAAUUACACAUUUAAGGAGGAUGAGAGAGAAGAUAUGGAAUAACAAUUAUUAUCCAUAUUAACUACUAUUAUUAAAUCAAUAUUCUGAUAAAUGAUGAUGUGAGCGACAACAUGAGAGCUGGGCAAAGAUUUUUUAGUAUGAGGGUCCGUUUAGUCCCUCGGCCCUAAGACUUAAAAAUACCUUAUAAUUAACUGUAAUUGAAGAGAGAAUUUGGUGAAUUAGGAAGGACAGCAACGUGCGAGUGUUAUUUUCAAAAGAAAUAAAUUAUUCAUUAACAAAAGAUAAUCGCUAAAGUGCGAAGCAAACUGCUAAGCUCUCGGGAGAAUGAAGGAGAAGAAGAGAAAAACCCUCUAAAUACUUUAAAAUGAAUGGUAAGGGAUUAAAAAUAUCAUAAAGUGAAACAUUUUUAAGUGUAUAUUUGAUAAAUCACGUUAAAAUUAAAAAUUAAACCUAUAAUGAAAUUAUUUAGGAAGUGAUUAAUUGAUAAAUGUAAAAUGGAAUUUAAUAAUGGAGAAAAAUACGAGAAUUAGGUAAAAAGAAAUCUUUGGUAAAUGUGUGAAAUGAGAAGAGGUAAUAAAACAUCCAAUAAUCCAGCCACGCGUCUUUCUAAAGAUGAAAUUACUAUAAAUCAAUUUAACUGAAACAAAAACAUGAUGAAGAGGCAAAUCAUAACAUUUUUAGAAAUAGCUGUCUUUUUGAAAACAAAUACAGAAGAUUCAUGAUUAAAAACGAAUAUAAAAAGCUGCAUUUUAGCGUGUAAAAGAAGUAAAUUAUGGAUAUAAUAGUGAUGGAGCAGAAAGCAAGAGGAUGUAUAAUAAUAUUGUACACUGACAUGAAACUCUUGUUUUUGUCGUCAAAACUUAUAUAUUUCUUGUUUUUCCAUUUCUUGUAACAUUGAUGCAUAUUUGUGACAAAGAGUUUGUAAAACGGGAUAACAAAAUACAACUGGAAAUAAUCAAGAAUUUAUUGAAUAAUCCACUGAAUUUCAUGUUGUUUCAUAGUGACAUUGUAACUAUAUUAUGGAGAAGAGAAAAAAGUGGUAAAUGAAAGUCUUGUAAUAUUUCAUACUUUACUCAUAUUUGAUAUAUAGGCGUAAUAUAGUGGAAACAAUGAGCGCGUGGGGAUGAAUUUAGGCACUUUUGCAGUGGGAGGGCAAUUUGCAAGGCUCCGCCUACUCACAAGCCACGCCCAUCGAGAGGUGGAGCACUGUGAAUUGACGUUUCGCAGAAGAGCCUGAGUUUUGUGUGAACCUCUGGCGAAAUUGGGGGGAAAAUCGGUGCGAAUGUGCUUUAGAGGGGAGCGUCUGGCACCACGAGUGCGACGCCAGCGUAUGUGGCCAGCGCGUCGGGAGCUUCUGCGUCCGCCGUGGCGACUGCAAUCCUGCCGAGAGCGCGCUCCCGGUUGGAGUUGGCGUACAGUGGAAUGGGGAUUCCGGCUGAAGCACCACCUGUUGCCGCCUCGCUCGUGUACGUGAUGCGAAAGUGUGGCGUGCGAGUGUCGUCGGUGCGUCUAGACGCGAACGCCAGGCGGCCACCUCGCAGGGCGGCGCCAUCGAUUAGCAGGGGUGCCACGGAGACGCUGGGCUCCUCCAGAGUCUCGCCUACAUCGAAGGUCGCGUGGAAGGUGAGGUGACACGUGGACGUGGAGCGCUUGCGUGCUGUGGCGAGCUUCAAACUGGCCAGGAAGCUCUCCAAGCUGAACACCGUCGCGAAGUCAAUCGCUUCUGGCCAACCGGAUGCGGCGCCGCGUGCUUGCAUGCGCCUCUCGGCCUCGUGAGCACGCACGGACACGGCUUUCAUGUACUCAGUGGCCAGACGAGGUCCUAACCAAAGCUUGCGCCACUGCAGCGGCACUUGAUUCUCGCAGAGGAUCUGCAGAGCUGCUCUCUCGGACGGAGACAUUUCGGUGCCCGACUCUCUGAUGGAGUUAUGCAGAUUUGUCAGCAUUCCGUGAAUCGUCUGUCAAAGGAACACAAAGUUAGAGUUCACAUUCGCUCGAUUUUCCCUCUCAGACCAGCGAUUGGGUGGGAAUAUUGACUCUGAGGAGAUCCAUUCGCCAUUCUAGUGAUCAACUCUUCGGGCUAGACAACGACAUUCGAAAAGAUUACCCCAAUUCUCCGUACAGUGUCGAAAUUCCCACUCGAACAUCGCGUGUAAACGUUAUUAUAAUGGAAAAGAAACUCCUAAUUCUCAAGUGUGACACACAAAUCAUUGAUUUACUGUGAAGAAGGAGACGCUGACUGGUAGAAACGUUGAGGUUUAGUAAUUCUUUUUGGUUAGACUACCACGGAUAGGGUAAUAGGGGGAAUUUGUGAGGAGAUCCCUUUGGAUUUCGUCUAUCAGGAAAGCCUAUAUUCUAAAUUGUUCAUGCAAUUUGACCAGAAAUUGCAAUUGUCGAUUUACGUUUAAGAAUAUAAUUUGUCCUAGAACAUACGUUUCGGAUUUAAAUUAGGAUCUUAUGAUGAUUUAUGAUUGGGAAAAACUUUGAGAAAAGUUGCGAUGUGUUUACUGUGCAAAUACAACAGGAUAGAGAGAUGAAAGAAAAAAAACUAUGGUUAAUGAUUUUAUUUUACGAGAUGAAAAA